AUGAUGCGCGAAUUAGAACCAUACAUGAAGGCUAAUGCAGCCAUACCUCAAUCAUCUUUCUGCACCAUACCAGAAUCUAUCAUACGCUUGCCUACACCUGAAGCUCUUGAGACCAUCAUCGACGAUGCUGUUAAUACAUGGCUGCAAAAUGGUACCAUCAUACGUGCCAGCAUUGAUAACGGUUGGAAUUCACCACUUACUCUUGCCGGAUAA
Molecule: messenger RNA, 213 nt
Organism: Lichtheimia ornata
Lineage: Eukaryota; Fungi; Mucoromycota; Mucoromycetes; Mucorales; Lichtheimiaceae
Exons: 2
Coding region: 1-213 (70 amino acids)
Source: RefSeq, a predicted model, not a curated record